AUUCAUCUGCCACCACUAUGAGUGAAUACUGGGUCUCCAAGAAAAAAUACUUUUGCAAGUACUGCGACAUUUAUAUUACCGAUGAUGCUCCUUCCCGACAACAACAUGAGAAUGGUCUUCGACACAAGGGAAAUCGGGACAGGUUCAUUCGAGGGCUCUACAAGGAGGGUGAAAGAAGGAAGAAGGAUCAGGCAGAGGAGAAACGCGAAAUGGCCAGGGUGGAACAGGCUGCUCAAGCUGCAUUCGCCGUAGAUGUUGGUGCCGGAUUUGCCAGACAGUCCACGGCACAGCCGUCAACCUCUGCUGCACCACCCAAGUCAAAGCCAAAGCCAAAGCCAAAGCCAUCAAAUCUUUUCGCAGACUACUCCACGGCCAGCUCGCUCGGGUAUACUGAUCCCGAUGCCGAGAGAAUAUUACUAGAGGCUCAGCGUCGGAGAAGUGAAGGUAUAGCUGGGAACUGGGAGGUCGUUGAGCCCACCCCACCCCAGGAUACUGAAUCGUCAUCGUCUCAAGUCGCGGGGGUUAAGCAUCCAGCAGAUGAUCACGCAAGCAAGGAUGAUUCUCGCCACUUCCAGCUUCGCAAACGCACUCUAGACGCCGGUCUCGGACAGAUAUACGAUCCUGGUGCCAUCCCCAUCAAGCGGAAGAGAGAGGACUCAGAGGUGGAUAUUCCUGGAAAAGCUGCCUCACCCUCUGGGAAAGAAUCACUGGGUUCUUCUGGUAUCCCAAUAUCAAAGUGGAAAAAGGCUGGGGAGAUAAAUGCAGAUUCAGAGGAUAUUGAAAAACGCCCGGACGCCCUCGUUAAGGAUGAGGAGGGCCACAGCGCGGAUGUCAAAGUUGAAGAAAAUGCGCUAGACAUCAAACCCAACAUCAAUGGUGACGGUCCUACUUCUGAGAAGGGGGCGAGUCUAUUUCGAAAGCGCAAAUCCGCUCUAGGCGGAACUAGAGGAAAGCGCUCAAUAUGACUGAUAUGUCUGUGUUCUUCGCACAGCAUAAUGCAUUUUGAUACUUGCUACCAUAGAUAUCAGGGACCGAGUUGCGAAUAUAACCUGCAGACUCGUAACAAGACGGCUCGUGAUGAUCGUGUCAGACGAAGAUUUUGAAUACACUUGACUGAUGA
This is a messenger RNA of Guyanagaster necrorhizus, 1120 nucleotides long. RefSeq lists its product as uncharacterized. NCBI's taxonomy places the organism in Eukaryota, Fungi, Basidiomycota, Agaricomycetes, Agaricales, Physalacriaceae. The transcript is spliced from 2 exons. The record is from RefSeq and is a predicted model, not a curated record. Gene Ontology annotation, cellular component: precatalytic spliceosome; nucleus. Gene Ontology annotation, molecular function: RNA binding; zinc ion binding. Gene Ontology annotation, biological process: mRNA splicing, via spliceosome. Bases 18 to 965 code for a protein of 315 amino acids.